AUGACGCCCCCGCUCUCCCCCACCGUCUCGGCGUGUUCGCUCGACUCCAUUCAGACCGCGCCGCCGCGGUUAGCGUUGGGCCAGCCGUCAACGCGGAAACGCCUCGCGCCCGCUCAAACAGGCGCGCUCGUGUCCGUGUUUGAAGUCAAGACGCACCCCUCUCGCGAGGAACGCGCGCUGCUCGCCGCUGAGCUCGGCAUGGAGCUAAAAGCGGUGAACGCCUGGUUCCAAAACAAGCGGCGCACGCUGAAGAAGAACUGCGCGGGGUGCGGGUGGUCGAAGGGCUCGCUGCCCGAGAACAAACACGUUCGGCCCGCAAAUGGCCUCAAGAGCUUGCCUCGGAGCGAGUCCCCGAUAUCCCUCGAGCGCGUCGUGUCCUCGCACGAGCUUCCCUACAAACCCAAGCCGCUGCAGGCACCGCGCGCCCCGACGACACCUCGACGUCGCACGGGGACGUCGAUGUCGAAGGAGAUAUGGGAGUACCUGCCUUCGUCCCCGCCGACGCGACCCUCGUCCCCCGGACACACAGAGCCGGUGCUUUCCCUGGCGGCGCGCACGUCGAGGGCCCAUUCGCUGGAGUGGGCUUGCGCGAAGGCCCGAGUAGUGCGCAAGACGGUGAAGGACCUCCCUAUGGACCUGGAUGACGACGAGGGUGACGAAGACGUGCCGAUGCUGGUCCUGGACGCCCUACCUCGAGACAAGCGUUCGGUGGGCGGUAGCGAGACGGACACGGAGGAAGAGGAGGAGGAGGCCAUUACACCCAACGUCAGCGCCGAGCUACUGCCGCCGUUCGUCGUUUCCCCCGACCGGGCGGAGAAGGACGUCGGCAAGGACGUGGACAUGGAGGCCGCUAUGGCGUUACUCCGAUUCAUGGCGCCCAAGGCAUGA
Molecule: messenger RNA, 888 nt
Organism: Trametes versicolor FP-101664 SS1
Lineage: Eukaryota; Fungi; Basidiomycota; Agaricomycetes; Polyporales; Polyporaceae
Exons: 2
Coding region: 1-888 (295 amino acids)
Biological process (GO): regulation of transcription by RNA polymerase II
Molecular function (GO): RNA polymerase II cis-regulatory region sequence-specific DNA binding; DNA-binding transcription factor activity, RNA polymerase II-specific
Source: RefSeq, a predicted model, not a curated record